ACCCGGCGAAGAUGAGGUUAAUUAUAUGGUGCUUUUUGUGUUUUUGCUGCGCGAACGUGCGAUGUAUACCUGUUUCGCUGCUCUACGACCAUAACUUUCCUGAGGUCGUAUACUUGUCCAAAGAGGACGACUUCUCUAGUCCUGAAAUUCGGCUGCGGGAGCCGGUGGUGUUUUUUGGAAUUCCCUUUGAGACGAUAUACGUGAAUUCAAAUGGACUACUUUCUUUUCAAACAGAGAUCCCUCAAUUUAUCAACAUACAAUUUCCUUUGGACUAUCCUAUAAUAGCUCCCUUCUACUCAAAUGUUGACACAAGGAAAGCAGGCACAAUUUCUUAUUAUGAAACAGACAAGCCUUCUUUAUUGCAAAGAGCCACGGAAAAUGUACAUGAAGCAUACAUCAAUUCCGCUGAUUUUCAAGCUACUAGUUUGUUCAUUGUGACAUGGGAUGGUGUUGGCUACUACAAAGAAGGUGAAGACAAAGUCAACACAUAUCAGGUGGUUAUAAUUACUGAUGGUGUGGAGACCUAUGUGGAAUUUUUAUAUCCAGAGAACGGUCUCCAAUGGAUCCAGGGAACUGGCGACAGAUCUGGCUUGCCAGAUGCCAGAGCGCAAGCGGGAAUCAUUUCGCCUGAUGGAAAACUUUUUACACUGCCUGGAUCUGGGACGGAAAAAGUACGCAAUUUGGACAGGUGGUCUAAUAUAGGACUCGAAGGACAAUUCAUUUACAAAGUAGAUGAAAGUGAUAUAAGGGAACCAGAUACUGAAUUUGACAAACAACCAUCGGCAACCCCAACUUCAUGUUCAGAAGCCGCCUCAUAUUGCCAUGUACAGGCGAAAUGUAUUGACUACGAAGACGGUUUUUGCUGCGAGUGCAAUCCAAGAUACUACGGAAAUGGAAAAUAUUGUAUAAUAAAAGAUGUUCCCCUACGAGUCAAUGGGAAAAUUCACGGUAAAAUAAACGAGGAAAAAUUGGAAGGAUUUGACUUACAAUCGUACAUUUCAAUGGCCGACGGCAGAGCCUACACCGCCAUAUCUAGAAUUCCGGAGUCUAUAGGGUUCGAUGUACAAUCUCUACAAAUUUUAGGAAGCGUCAUCGGAUAUCUGUUUGCUAAACCUGUCAAAAAUGCUUUAAACGGUUACCAAUUAACUGGUGGUGUGUUUAACCAUUCAACAGUUCUAACGUUUUUAAAUACAAGUCAAGUGAUUAGAAUCAAGCAAAAGUAUUUGGGAUUAGACGUCUUCGAUCAACUUCGUUUGGAGGCUGAUAUACAGGGGGAAAUUCCUAAUUUACCUCACGGAUCUAAGGUCAUCAUCGACGAAUACCAAGAGCAAUACUCAUACACCAAUCCAGGAGUGAUCCAGAUGACUUCGCAGCGGUCCUUCAGAUACGUAACUCCAACCAACGAGGAAUAUAUUCAGUUGUACACUGUCGACCAAACCUUUGUAUUCGAUUACUGCAAAUUCGAAAACAAAUCGGUGGGGGAGUCCUGGAAACUCAAAGUGGGAAAAAAUUUCAUCAGUUAUGAAACUCGCGAGCAGAUCGUGAGAUACGGAUUGAGCAACAAAAUCACGCCUUUGGGUGAUUACGACCCUUGCGAAGAAGGCCGGUCUCAGUGCACGGCAAACAGCGCGUGCGUCGUCGAAAACGACUCCUUCAGGUGCGUUUGUAGCCCCGGCUAUCAAAACUUCUAUUCCGGAAGCGAGACAGUUUGUGCAGACAUCAACGAGUGUCAAACCGGCCAGCACGAGUGCGACUACAACGCCCAGUGCGUAAAUGUGGUCGGUAGUUAUAGCUGCCAGUGCAAUCCUGGGUAUGAAGGAACCGGCUUCGUCUGCGAGAAUGCCAGGUCUUGCGUAAAUAUCACUUGCAACGAAAACGCGGAGUGUGUGGAGAACAACGACGUGGCAGCUUGUAGGUGCCAGCCAGGAUUUUCAGGGGAUGGGCAAUACUGUACGCCCAAAGCCGGUCACAGUUGCCAUGAAGCUAAUAACUGUUCGCCAUUUGGUUACUGUUACAUCAAUCCAGAUAAUAACAAUUACUACUGCGCUUGCUUGCCUGGAUACGCAGGAGACGGAUACAACUGCGUACAAGUAGAGACCACAACUGGUAAUUUUCCGGAAAUUACAACUACUAUAAGUUCUGUCCGAAAAGAACCUCAAACAUGUUCCGGGGAAAUUUGCUACUGCCCAGAAGGCUACAAAGUGGAAGUGGGGACAAACUAUUGCACACCAACUGAAGAAGUGACGUAUCCAGUUGAGAUUACAACGUUGCCAGAAACCGAAGCUACUUGCGACGUGGUCAACAACUGUCACAGAGACGCCUCCUGUCUCUUCUCCGAUCACCUAAAAGAAUAUGCGUGCGUCUGCAACGACGGUUUCGAAGGAGACGGAUAUAUUUGUGAAGUCGAAUACGUUUCUUGCACCAAAGUCAACAACUGCGACCAACACGCCACUUGCACGUAUGACGAAAACCUGGGGAGGUCCAAGUGUGUUUGCAAUCCCGGAUUUGAGGGAGACGGUUACAACUGCAGCGUUUCAGCAACUUGUAGAUCAGAUGAAGAAUGUCCUGCUCCUGAAAUGUGUGCCUAUAACACUGCUUCUGGACGCUAUGAAUGUUCUUGCAAAGAUGGAUACGUCAGGGACUCUCAACACCAAUGUGUGAUCGUAGGAGGGUCGUGCGGUGGUGGGACCUGCGUCGAAAACGCAGAAUGUGUCUUUGAUGAGAUCUAUCAGACGUUCUACUGUGCAUGUAAACCAGGAUACGUAGGAGACGGCAUCACCGAAUGCAGAGAGAAAGUGGUAGGAUGUGACACUCUGAACAACUGUGGCACCCAUGCCACUUGUCAAUACUUAGAGGAAGCCUUAUCGUACAAAUGUCUUUGCAAGGAAGGCUUCUUUGGAGACGGAAUCAAUUGCUACGCCGAAAGGAACUGUCAUGUUGAUCCUAGUAUGUGCGAUCCACACGCUGUUUGCCUCACAGAUGCUAACCGACGAUACAUUUGCCAGUGCAGCGGAGGAUACGUGGGCAACGGCACCGUAUGCCGCGAAAUUUCUCGACACGAAGGCAACUUCCUCCUUGUGAAUAAAGGUAUGGCUACUUUGAAGAUACCCCUUGAACCAACGAAGACCCUUACGAAAAAAGCCGUACAGGUGAAGGGCUACCAAACGGCGGUAGGAUUGGACGUCGACUGUAUGGAAGGAAGAAUCUAUUGGAGCGAUAUCACCGGCAGAGCUAUAAGAAGUGCCUUGUUCGAUGGUAGCAAAAAAGAGGACUUCAUAAAAGAUGCCAUUGGUUCUCCCGAGGGAUUAGCGGUGGACUGGGUGUCCCGAAACAUCUACUGGACAGACUCGACAAACGACACAAUCGAAGUGGCUAAUUUGGAUUCCAAACUCCGCCGAACUCUCUUCAACACGGACUUGGUGAAUCCCCGAGGAAUAGCCGUGCAUCCUCAAAGAGGGAAGAUAUUUUGGACCGACUGGGACCGCAAGAAUCCAAAGAUAGAGUGGGCGAACGCUGACGGUACGGACAGACAGAUUUUCCUGCGAGGGGACUCGGUUUUGCUGCCCAAUUCUUUGACGAUUGACUACGAUACGGAACAAUUGUGUUACGCAGACGCCGGUUCCAAGAAGAUCGAGUGCGUGCAGAUUGACAACAAAGUGAAGCAGACCAUCGCAGUCAACUGUACUUAUCCGUUUGGUGUCGCCGUGACAGACAAACACGUCUAUUGGUCCGAUUGGAUUUCGAAGAAAAUAGAGGGCGUGGACAAAUACACAUUGAAGAGAGUGCCCCCUCUCCAAGUCCCACUGGAGGGUAGUGGAAACAAGCUAUACGGUCUGGUGGCUGUCGCCAACAGUUGUCCAUCUCUAACCAACGUCUGCCAGUACUACAAAAACCAGUGUCCCCCAGAGCACAUCUGCCUUCCAAACGGCUUGGGCACCAAGAGGUGUCUCUGCGCUUAUAGGUCUGACGCGCUCAAUGAAAGGCCUUCGUGCGUGCUCUAACUUAAUCCAUCAUUUCAGAAAGUACAGUAAAAAUCUAAAAGACAGUUGGUUCUAUGAACUAUUCUUAUCAAACUGAACUCACAUUAUCUUUUAGUUUGGUGCUGUUAGUGCAGUACUUAAGGUUUGUUCAAGUACGUUGUAUUAAAGUUUCUUACUCAACUUUUACUUUGUA
This is a messenger RNA of Anoplophora glabripennis (Asian longhorned beetle), 4173 nucleotides long. RefSeq names its product nidogen-2. The record is from RefSeq and is a predicted model, not a curated record. The transcript has 17 exons. Bases 12 to 4001 code for a protein of 1329 amino acids. Gene Ontology annotation, molecular function: calcium ion binding. Gene Ontology annotation, biological process: cell-matrix adhesion. NCBI's taxonomy places the organism in Eukaryota, Metazoa, Arthropoda, Insecta, Coleoptera, Cerambycidae.